Messenger RNA from Pterocles gutturalis (yellow-throated sandgrouse), 966 nucleotides. RefSeq names its product transmembrane protein 198 (gene TMEM198). Gene Ontology annotation, cellular component: cytoplasmic vesicle; plasma membrane. Gene Ontology annotation, biological process: positive regulation of canonical Wnt signaling pathway. NCBI's taxonomy places the organism in Eukaryota, Metazoa, Chordata, Aves, Pterocliformes, Pteroclidae. The record is from RefSeq and is a predicted model, not a curated record. Bases 1 to 966 code for a protein of 321 amino acids. The transcript has 5 exons.
AUGCCUCUCCCGGGAGUCCCCAGAGCCAUGACUGCAACUGUGCAGACGCUGCGGUUCAAGCUGCUGCCGCACGAGCCAGGCCAGGAGUGGGGGCACAGCUGCCAGCAGGAGAUCGAGCGUCGCUACCAGGUGGUGCCCUCAGUGGUGUGCGCCAUGUGCUGCCUCUUCGGCAUCAUCUACUGCUUCUUUGGCUACCGCUGCUUCAAGGCCGUCAUGUUCCUGACGGGGCUGAUGUUCGGCUCCAUCAUCAUCUUCAUGUUGUGCUACAAGGAGCGGGUGCUGGACACGCAGCUGAGUGUGGAGGCCUCGGUGGGCAUAGGGCUGGGCAUCGGGGUCCUGUGUGGGCUGGUCACCAUGCUGGUGCGCAGUGUCGGCCUCUUCAUGGUGGGACUGCUCCUGGGGCUGCUGCUGGCGGUGGCCACGCUGGUGGUGAUGGAGCAGUUCUACGUCACCGUCGACUACUUCAUCGAGCUCUUCCUCCUGGUGCAGUACAUCUACGAGCGCAUCAAGGUGGCCCCAGCUCGCCCCGUGUGCUGGUACAGCUGGGUCAUCCUGGGCGUCUGGCCACUACUCACCACGCUGGGCGUCCUGGUCCAGUGGAAGGUCACAGCCGAGGGCUACUCCCACACUGAAGUGAUCAUCAGCCGGCAGCAGCGUCGCGUGCAGCUGAUGCGCAUCAAGCAGCGGGAGGACCGAAAGGAGAAGAAGAAGAAGCGGAGACCCCACCACCCACACCAGCACAAAGCCCCCCCUCCCGAGCCCGCCUACCGUCGCAAGCCCAACCCUGUGCGCCGCUUCGAUGGGGACGUGCUCUCCCCCAGCUACAUCCAGAGUUUUCGAGAGCGGCAGACAGGGCCGUCCCUGAACAGCCUCAUCGCCAGCUCCCAUGCCGUGGUGGAUCUGGACUAUGACUGCAGCUCCACCGUGCCCCUCACCACGGGCUCCGGCCCCGCCGUGCGGGUAUAA